AUGAAAUUCUCCUGGAUACGGGACAUAUCAGCCGUGGGCUUCGCCCUCUUCUUCACAACACACGCCCAGCAGCCAGCAUCCUCCCCAGAGCACCCUCGACUGACGACAUGGGAAUGCACCAUAUCCGGGGGGUGCACGCCCCACGAAACAUCCGUAGUGGUGGACUGGGACAGCCACUAUAUUCAUGAAGCAAACGGAAUAACGCCUUGUCUGUCACUGAGCGGGGUUGAUCGAACCCUCUGUCCGAACGGGACUGCCUGUGCACGAAAUUGCGUCAUUGAGCCAGCAAACUAUACCAACUACGGGAUUGUCACCUCACACGAUACCAUAACCCUGUCCAAGUACACCAGGGGGGAUGGGAGUCCCCGCAAGGGCGAGCCGCGCGUUUACCUCCUCGGCCCUGAUGGGGACUAUAUGUCGCUCCAGCUACUAGGCCGAGAGCUCUCCUUCGACGUCGACGUCUCAGCCCUUCCGUGCAGCGAGAAUGGGAAUCUCUACCUAUCCGAAAUGGACAUGACAGGGGGGAGGUCGGAACAUAACCCCGGUGGCGCUCGAUUCGGGUCCGGAUAUUGCAACGCCCAAUGUCCCGUGCUGAACUGGGUGAACGGGACCCUAAAUGAGAAUGAACGUGGAGCAUGCUGCAAUGAAAUGGACAUUUUCGAGGGCAAUGCCUAUGCGACUCACUAUGCUGCGCAUCCCUGUGUCGCUGACGAAUGUGCCUCCGCGGGGUGCAUCUUCAAUCCGUAUAUGGCGGGUUCCCGCAAUUUCUGGGGUCCGGGCAUGGAGGUUGAUACGGCGAAGCCUCUCACUAUUAUCACACAGUUUGUCACGGACGAUAAUACAACGUCAGGAAUGCUCGUCCAGAUCCGUCGGAUGUACAUCCAGGACGGGAAAGUCAUUCCAAACGUCCCGGCUGCGCGGGACGACGGGUCUUGCCUUCAUGCAGACAACUUCUCCUCGUCUGUUGGGCUGUCACCUAUAGCUCAAGCACUCGCCCGGGGCAUGGUAAUGGUCCUCAGCCUAUGGAGCGAUCCAGAACACGGCAUGCAGUGGUUGGAUGGAGGAGACGCCGGACCCUGCGAUUAUUGGGAUGAUGCAGCGGAGACCCAGCAGCCAGACCCCUAUCUGGUGUUCUCAAACGUGCGCUGGGGAGAUAUUGGGUCAACAUAUAGACAUAAGAUUGGAUUUGCAUCAUCUGUAUCAUAUAAAGACGAAUUGUAA
Messenger RNA from Aspergillus ibericus CBS 121593, 1221 nucleotides. RefSeq names its product putative endoglucanase. NCBI's taxonomy places the organism in Eukaryota, Fungi, Ascomycota, Eurotiomycetes, Eurotiales, Aspergillaceae. Gene Ontology annotation, molecular function: hydrolase activity, hydrolyzing O-glycosyl compounds. Bases 1 to 1221 code for a protein of 406 amino acids. Gene Ontology annotation, biological process: carbohydrate metabolic process. The transcript has a single exon. The record is from RefSeq and is a predicted model, not a curated record.